Sesamum indicum (sesame) is the source of this 1757-nucleotide messenger RNA. RefSeq names its product tonoplast intrinsic protein 5;1 (gene TIP5;1). Gene Ontology annotation, molecular function: water channel activity. Gene Ontology annotation, cellular component: membrane. Gene Ontology annotation, biological process: transmembrane transport; water transport. The record is from RefSeq and is a predicted model, not a curated record. Lineage: Eukaryota; Viridiplantae; Streptophyta; Magnoliopsida; Lamiales; Pedaliaceae.
CAUGGGUUGAAAAUCGGUGAAAGUUUAUGGAACUUGAAACGUUUUGAACUAUUUAUGGCCUUCUGUAAAAGUUUGAAUCCCAUAAAAAGUUCCAUUUGUCAUUAUAAUUCUUAAUCCUGUGUAUCUGGAAGGGAUUUCAUGUGAGCUAAUUUAUGCAUUAUUUGAAAUUACUUAAAAAACACUCACUUUUUAUUUCUUCGAUCUUUGUUAUUCAAGGAUAAAUAUUACUUCAUACAUGCGGACAGGUACACUCGAUGUGGAUGUGAAGUAGGGAUGAAAAUCAUAGAUGAUAGAUGGAAGAUAAUUAAGAUAUACAAAAAAAAAUGGAUACUUUCGGAAAUUCUAUGUUUGACACACCAAAUUGGGGUCGGUAAAUUAUCAAGAUUGUGAAGAUAUUUUAGAAAUAUUAUUUUGACACACCAAAUUAGUUGUUUUAGGGGAUACGUAUUUUAAACAAAAGAUGUGUUAUAAACACACAAUGACGGCUUUGACACUUUUGCAUUAUUUGUGAUAAAGAAAUACUUAAGAUGACUAAUUUAUUUAAUUUUACAAAUUUUAUAUGAACUUAACUGUCCAAUUAAUAUGUUAUAUUUUUUUAUAUAAUAUAUUUUACAACGUGAAAUAUUGUUUGUCGUAUGCACACAAAAAUGGCGUGUCAAUAAUAGUAUAGACUUGUUACUCAAGGUACUAAAUGUAAUCUAACCUAAAAUUAGGAGUACAAACCGCAAUUUCCAAAAAAAUACGAUGGCAAAAUGGCAACUUCAUGUUCAGCAUAGAACAAACGUGGCCGUUAAAAUUUGAAAUCAAACUCCUCCAUAAACCGUCGCAACUUCACAAAAUUCCCUCCGAACUACAUAACCACCCAUUAUCUCCUCUUUCCUUCAUCUUCACAAACUGAUUUCACGAACCCUUCAUCAAUCAAUAGCUGCAAAUUUAAUCAUCCAAAAGCUUCAAAUUCACAAAAAUGGCGUCCCUGAAAUCCUGCUUCCGGCAUUCCGUCGCGUCCGUCGCUCUCAGAUCAUAUGUCGCUGAGUUCAUAUCAACUUUCCUCUUCGUCUUCGCUGCCGUCGGCGCCACCAUGGCUUCGGGGAAGAUGACAGCCGAUGCAGGGCGGGAUUCUUCGAGUCUGGUAGUGAUUGCCGUCGCGAGUGCCUUCUCACUUUCCGUGGCGGUUUACAUUUCUGCCAAUGUAUCCGGUGGGCAUGUGAAUCCGGCGGUUACUUUCGGCAUGGCGGUCGGCGGACAUAUUAGUAUUCCGAUGGCCAUCUUCUACUGGAUCGCGCAGAUGCUUGGCUCCGUCAUGGCUUGUCUUCUGCUGAAAACAACCACCGUUGCACAGCAAGUUCCUCUCCACCCGAUUCCACAGGAAAUGACCGGGUUCGGAGCAUCCAUAUUGGAGGGUGUGAUGACAUUUUCACUGGUGUACACUGUAUACGCGUCUGCUGACCCGAGAAGGGGAGCUAUGGGAACCAUUGGGCCACUGGCAAUCGGGCUUAUAGCCGGAGCCAAUAUUUUGGCAUCCGGGCCGUUCACAGGUGGGUCAAUGAACCCGGCAUGUUCAUUCGCUACUGCUGUUAUUGGAGGGAGUUUCAAGAACCAAGCGGUUUAUUGGGUCGGACCCUUGAUCGGAGCAGCCAUUGCUGGGAUCCUGUAUGAUAAUGUGGUGUUCCCUACUCAGGUUCCUGAUUCCUUGAGGGGCAUUUCUGAUGGAGUUGGAGUCUAAUUUUGCUUGUGAUCUGUAAUUUUCCUAGUGUUAA